Drosophila willistoni is the source of this 6340-nucleotide messenger RNA. RefSeq names its product neurogenic protein mastermind (gene mam). The transcript has 6 exons. Gene Ontology annotation, biological process: Notch signaling pathway; positive regulation of transcription by RNA polymerase II. Gene Ontology annotation, cellular component: nuclear speck. Gene Ontology annotation, molecular function: transcription coactivator activity. Bases 524 to 5353 code for a protein of 1609 amino acids. The record is from RefSeq and is a predicted model, not a curated record. NCBI's taxonomy places the organism in Eukaryota, Metazoa, Arthropoda, Insecta, Diptera, Drosophilidae.
AUAUGUUAGUGUGUGUGUGUGAUUGUGUUUUAGUGUUUGUGUAAUUGAAAAUUACAUUUGCAACAUGCAACAUGUUGCAGGCCAGCAUCUGCCACAUAAAUACAAGUGGUGAUCGUCCCUCUCCUCCCACCACUCACUGUUGUAUCUCUGCGUCUCGCUUUAACGCUUGCAAUCUGAAAUCAAAUAACAAGCUUCGAAGAAAUCAAAUUGGAUUAUCGUCAUAAAAGCUUAAGUAUUUAAAGAUGUGCAACAGUUUGCGAUUUACCUCAUACCCCGCCACUGUUGGUAUUAUAGAACCAAUACAGAGAGCAAUCUACUAAGAGACGAAAAAAACGCAGCAAAUUAUUAAUAUUAAGAACGAGAGACUUGAACAAAAGAAGAUUGAAUCUAUAUAGUAGUGCCUAUUGCCGAUUGGCCUGCCCGCUUGUUGUCUUGUUCUUCGUGAUUUCGUCGUGACUGUCACGGACGAGAGAAGCGAAGUAACGAGAACCAAGCCAAAAGCAGCUUCAACACGGACGCAUUUAUGGAUGCGGGCGGCCUGCCAGUGUUUCAGAGCGCCAGCCAAGCAGCAGCCGCCCAACAGCAGCAGCAGCAGCAACAACAACAACAACAAACACAUCCACACUUGAAUCUCCAGUUGCAUCAGCAGCAACAUCAACAGCAUCAACAUUUGGGACUCCAUUUGCAGCAACAUCAGCAGCAGCAGCUGCAAUUACAGCAGCAACAACAACAACAACACUCGCCCUAUAAUGCAACCGGAUCAAUUGUUGGCGGCCUUGUCGCUGGCGGAAACGGAACUGGCGGCGCUCAAGCUCCAGGAACGGGACCAAAUUCUAAUAACGGGAACAACAUCAGCAACAACAACAACAACAACGGCAAUAUCAACAGCAUCAACAACACCAUCAACAACAUCAGCAACAGCCUCAACAACGACAACUCGAACUCUUUACCACCCAAGCGACAACCAAUUGUUGACCGUCUACGACGACGUAUGGAAAACUAUCGGAGACGUCAAACGGAUUGCGUACCACGGUACGAGCAGGCAUUUAACACAGUGUGCGAGCAACAGAAUCAGGAGACAACUGCACUUCAGAAACGUUUUCUCGAAAGUAAAAAUAAGCGGGCGGCCAAAAAGACUGAGAAGAAGCUGCCGGAACCGCCCCAACAGCAACAGCAGACGCAUCAGCAGACCCAAAUGUUAGCCGGCCAGCUGCAGAGCAGUGUCCAUGUGCAACAAAAAUUCUUAAAACGACCAGCGGAGGAUGUUGACAAUGGCGCCGAAAAUUAUGAACCGCCGCAUAAAUUGCCCAAUAAUAACAAUAAUACAAAUAAUAACAACAACAAUAACAAUGGCAACAACACUGGUGGCAACAAUGGUAAUGGCAACAACAACGGUUCUGAGAAUCUAACCAAAUUCUCUGUGGAGAUUGUGCAACAGCUGGAGUUUACCACAUCGGCGGCAAAUUCACAGCCGCAACAGAUUAGUACGAAUGUUACGGUGAAAGCUCUCACCAAUACCUCGGUGAAGAGUGAACCAGGAGUGGGCGGCGGUGGUGGAGGAGGAGGAAACGGCGGCGGCGGCGGAGGAGGCAGCGGUGGUGGUGGUGGAAACAGCGGCAACGAUCACUCACAGCAGCAACAACAAGGCACCGGACUGGGUGGCCUCGGCAAUAAUGGACGAGGAGGAGCGGGUCCUGGGGGUGGCGGCAUGCACGGCGGUGUGCCGGGACCCGGUGGCAUGGGCGGACAUCCUGGAAUGGGUGGCGGCGGCAUGCCAGGCCAACAAGGCCAGCAAGGCAAAUCCGCUUUGGGCAAUUUGGCCAAUUUAGUGGAAUGCAAAAGGGAACCCGAUCAUGAUUUUCCCGAUUUGGCCGGCCUGGACAAAGAUGGUGGCAAUGGACAAUUUCCCGGGUUUCCCGAUCUGCUGGGCGAUGAUAAUUCAGAGAACAAUGACACGUUCAAGGAUCUCAUCAAUAAUCUGCAGGACUUUAAUCCCAGUUUUCUCGAUGGCUUCGAUGAGAAGCCGCUGUUGGAUAUCAAGACAGAAGAUGGGAUCAAAGUGGAGCCGCCGAAUGCUCAGGAUUUGAUCAACAGUCUGAAUGUGAAAUCAGAAGGCGGAUUGGGUCAUGGAUUCGGUGGCUUUGGCAUGGGCGGUGGCAUGGUGGAUGGCAGUGGCCAGCAAGGUGGCAUGAAAAUGCGUGGCGGUGGCGGUGUCGGUGGCAAUGGCUUCCAGAACGGACCAAAUGGACCCAAUACGGGUGGCAAUGGUGGAGCUGGCGUCAUGCAGGAGCACUCUAUGGCUGCCCAGACACUCAAGCAAAUGGCUGAGCAACAUCAGCAUAAGAAUGCUUUGGGUGGCAUGGGUGGCUUUCCAAGGCCGACACCGCACAACAUGCAGCAACAACAUCAGCAGCAGCAACAGCAGCAGCAGCAACAACAACAGCAGCAACCACAUGCUCAGAUGAUGGGCGGUCAGCCAGGAGGAGGACGCUAUAAUGAUUUUGGCGGUGGUUUUCCCAAUGACUUUGGUCUCGGUCCAAACAAUCCCCAACAGCAACAGCAACAGCAGCCCCAACAGCAACACUUGCCACCACAAUUCCAUCAAAAGGGUCCUGGUCCAGGUCCUGUGCCUGGUCCCGGCAUGAAUGUACAGCAGAACUUCCUAGAUAUCAAGCAGGAACUAUUCUAUUCCUCACAAAAUGAUUUCGAUCUCAAGCGUCUGCAGCAACAACAGGCGAUGCAACAGCAGCAACAGCAGCAACAACAACAGCAGCAGCAACAACAUCAUCAACAGCAGCAAGCGAAAAUGGGAGGCGUUCCCAAUUUCUCCAAGCAGCAGCAACAGGUGCCACAGCAGCAACAGCAGCAACAACAACUCCAACAACAGCAACAACAAUACUCGCCAUUCAAUCAAAAUGCCGCCAAUGCUGCUGCCGCCGCAGCCGCUGCCAACUUCCUCAAUUGUCCGCCUCGAGGUGGCAAUGGUCCCAAUGGCAAUCAGCAGCCCGGCGGAAAUCUUCCACAGCAGCAGCAACAACAACAGCCGGGAGGCCCGCAACAACAACAACAGCAGCAGCAGCAACCUCAGCAGCAGCAGCAACAGCGUGGCAAUGGGCAGCAAAAUAAUCCCAAUGCUGGCAAUGCAACAAACUCAACCCAGCAACAACAGCAGCAGCAGCAGCAACAACAACAGGCAACCACAACAACAUUGCAAAUGAAGCAGACACAACAGCUUCAUAUAAGCCAACAGGGUGGCGGAGCUCAUGGCAUACAGGUGUCGGCUGGUCAGCAUCUGCAUCUUAGUAGCGACAUGAAGAGCAAUGUUUCCGUAGCUGCCCAGCAAGGUGUGUUCUUUAGCCAACAACAGGCUCAACAGGCCCAACAGCAGCAGCAGCAGCAAUCGCAACAGCAGCCGGGUGGCGGCAAUAAUGGUCCCAAUCCUCAGCAGCAACAACAACAGCCAGGUGGCAAUGUUGGUGGUCCGAAUACGGGACAGCAACAACAGCAGCAGCAACCAAAUCAAAAUAUGAACAAUUCAAAUGUACCCUCCGAUGGCUUCUCGCUUAAUCAAAGCCAAAGCAUGAAUUUCUCCCAGCAGCAGCAACAGGCGGCAGCGGCAGCAGCAGCAGCAGCGGCCGCCCAACAGCAGCAGCAGCAACAACAACAACAACAACAACAGCAGCAGCAGCAGGUGCCUCCAAAUAUGCGACAGCGUCAGACGCAGGCUCAGGCGGCGGCAGCUGCAGCGGCGGCAGCAGCGGCGCAGGCGCAGGCAGCGGCCAAUGCGAAUGGACCAAAUGGUCCGCUCAUGCAACAAGGCGGUCCUGGUGUAGGAGUUGGUGUCGGCGUUGGUGUGGGCGUGGGCGUGGGCGUCGGAGCUGGUGGAGUUGGCGGUGUCAGCGGCGGAGUGCCCAACAAUGGUGCAAUGAAUCAAUUGGGUGGACCUAUGGGCGGCAUGCCGGGCAUGCAAAUGGGCGGCGGUCCAAUGAAUCCCAUGCAAAUGAAUCCCAAUGCGGGAGCUCCCAAUGCCCAGAUGAUGAUGGGCGGUCCGGGUGGACCCAACCAGGCCAAGUUCUUGCAGCAGCAGCAGAUGAUGCGUGCCCAGGCAAUGCAACAGCAGCAGCAGCAACAGCACAUGACCGGAGCCCGUCCACCGCCGCCGGAGUACAACAAGGCGCAGUUGAUGCAGGCCCAGAUGAUGCAGCAGACGGUGGGCGGAGGCGUUGGCGGAGUCGGUGGCGUCGGAGGCGCCGGAGGGCCCGGCGGCAAUGGUGUCGGCGGUGUGGGUGUAGGCGGCGGUGGUCGGUUCCCCAACAGUGCUGCCCAGGCGGCGGCCAUGCGACGCAUGACGCAACAACCGAUACCACCAUCGGGUCCCAUGAUGCGGCCACAGCAUGCAGCGGCUGCCAUGUAUAUGCAGCAACAUGGCGGAGGCGCUGGUGGCCCAGGACCCCGUGGCGGCAUGGGUCCUUACGGCGGCGGCGGAGGUGGUGGCGGUGCAGGUGUUCCCGGUCCAAUGGGUGGACCACAACAGCGACCGCCGAAUGUCCAAGUAACGCCCGACGGCAUGCCCAUGGGUUCGCAACAGGAAUGGCGUCACAUGAUGAUGACACAACAGCAGCAACAAAUGGGCUUUGGUGGUGGACCAGGAGCCGGUCCAGGCGGACCAAUGCGCCAGGGACCCGGUGGAUUCAAUGGCGGUAACUUUAUGCCCAAUGGUGGAGCACCCAAUGGCGGGGCACCAAAUGGCGGCAAUGGUGGCAUGAUGGCUGGGCCCAAUGUGCCACAAAUGCAAUUGACUCCGGCGCAAAUGCAGCAGCAAUUGAUGCGACAACAACAACAACAGCAGCAGCAACAUCAAAUGGUUCCUGGUGGUGGUAACAACAUGCAACAGAUGCAGCAAUUACUCCAACAGCAGCAGCAGCAGCAGCAGCAACAACAGCCACAAACUGGAGGCGGUGGCAACAUGAUGACCGCCAGCCAAAUGCAAAUGUCCAGCAUGCACAUGUCACAGACACAACAACAGCAGAUCACCAUGCAACAGCAGCAACAAUUUGUCCAAAGCACCACAACAACAACACAUCAGCAACAGCAGCAGCAGCAGCAACUACUCCAGAUGAGUUCAGCUGGCAACAAUAAUGGAGCCGGCGGCGGUGGAGUUGGAGUAGCCUCGACCACAAUUGCCAGUGCCAGCUCCAUAAGUCAGACCAUCAAUUCGGUGGUGGCCAACUCCAACGAUUUGUGCCUCGAACUUUUGGGCAACAUUCCCGUGGAUGCCAAUUUCUCUACACAAGAUCUAAUCAAUUCGCUGGACACGGACAACUUCAAUCUGCAGGACUUUAAUAUACCGUAGAUCACUAACGAUAACUGAUCAAAAGAUCACUGAUCAAAGAUAACUGAUCCUCACCUGAUUGCAGUCAGUUUUGGGAACACUGUGUAUUAGGCCCUUGGCUGUCUCAGUUUGUUUUAGGUUUCUUUUUUUUUAAGAUUUUGUUGCCUGUUGUUGUUAUUAAGAAAAAAACACUUUACCCCUGCCCCCUGCCCGCCCGCACUCGAAGUUAAUUUGUUUGUUAUUUGUGCGUGAAUUUUUUUGUAUGCAUAAGUUUUAAGUUCGUUUUUCAUUGUACUCUAAAAAAAAAUUUCGAAAUUUUCCUCGGGCUUGUAUUGUAUAUGUAAAUCAUCGCCACUAACUAUAACUACAGAAUUGCGGCAAUAACAAAACUGUUACCAAUGUCAAUCCAAUGGCCAUCUUUAACUUUAAUCUCUAAAAUUAUGGUUUGAAAUUCUAUUUUCGAGCUUUAAUUGAUUCCUUUGUGAGAUGUUUAAUGUUAACUUCCUUCACUUGCUGUCCUUUUAUGACUUUUGCACUCAAUUUUGAAAGCAACAGUAAUCUAAAAAACUUCAUAACGCUUACCAACACUAAAAUGUACGGUAUUAGUUUAGUGUGCAACAGUUUAAAUCAAUUCAACAAUUCCUUAUCAUUACCUAAACAUUGGUAACAGUUCAAUUUGCUUGGCAUCGUCUGUACAUUGUAUUAAUAUAAUCGAUAAACCACUUAAAGCUGUCCACGGUCCAAGCUGGGGCAAUGUCCACGUGGGCGUGGCAGCAUUAAAAGACAUUCCAUUUCGAAUACGCGAAUCAAUUGAGAGACAUUGAGACGGAAAAAGAGAAAAAAUGAAAGUAUUUGCAAGUACUUUAAAUGAGAGAUCUAAUUAAAUUUAUUUACUAAACCAAAAUAGCCAAUCCAACUUAAGCACUUGUACUUAAAGCAAAAAUAUUUGGCCACGCCCAGUGCAUUGCUCGUACCGCCCUCCCCGCCCAAACACAAACCACACAAAAA